Messenger RNA from Corticium candelabrum, 938 nucleotides. Its product is annotated as probable GH family 25 lysozyme 2. Gene Ontology annotation, molecular function: lysozyme activity. Bases 34 to 810 code for a protein of 258 amino acids. Lineage: Eukaryota; Metazoa; Porifera; Homoscleromorpha; Homosclerophorida; Plakinidae. The transcript is spliced from 7 exons. The record is from RefSeq and is a predicted model, not a curated record. Gene Ontology annotation, biological process: signal transduction; peptidoglycan catabolic process; cell wall macromolecule catabolic process.
AUUACGUCGAUUUCGGGGAAGCCUGACGUGUGCAUGGUCAUGAGUCUCAAGGUUUUCAUUUUUUGUGUAGCAGCGUGCUGCCUUUACGGUGCAGUAGCGGCUCGCACACUAGACCAAGCCAGAGCAGCACCUGGAGGCGAAGGAGAAAAGAACCAGUACAAGCUACCUCUAUUUGGUGGGCGUUGCGAAGUGGGAAUCGUCGGUGUCGACGUCUCUACCAGAACCAGCACAAAAGCAUUCAACUGUUUGAGAAGAAACGGUAAAGAAUUUGCGAUAGUUCGUGCUUUCCGGAGUAACGGUAUCACUGACGUCAACGCACCUUCGACGAUUGCAAGUGCUUGGGCUGGUGGCUUCAGUCGCGUUGACAUCUACAUAUUUCCGUGCUUCAAUUGCGGUAAUCCUAGUUCCCAAGUGACAAGAACAGUUAAAUUGUUAGAAAACAGCCGAUACAGAAUGAUCUGGAUUGACGUGGAGCAACAGGCAUACUGGUCUAAUGACAAAGCAGCCAAUCGAAGGUUCUUUACAGAAAUGUUACAAACAGCACAGAGAUACAAGCCAACAGGAGUCUACACUUCAAUGUAUUACUGGCCUGAAAUCAUGGGCUAUGAUUUCACUGGCGCAGCACACGUGCCUCUCUGGUACCCGCGUUUCGAUACUGACCCGUCUUUUAGUGAUUUUACAUCGUUUGGAGGAUGGGCAAGACCAAAUAUCAAACAAUUCGACGCCGAUAAGGAAAUGUGUGGAGCUGUCGUCGAUCUGAAUUGGCAGCCUGGAAACAACGUACAAAGUGAAAGAAGUGUUGUUCACUGAUCGAGACCGUGAAAUGCUUUCUGUUGGUGCAAUAUAGAGCUGCAUGGUAGAUGAAGUAGAAGCUUGUUUGUACGACAAUCAGGAGGAUAUUGUAUCCUAGUAGAGCUAACAUUGCACAAUUCUAAAAA